Messenger RNA from Lacerta agilis (Sand lizard), 2482 nucleotides. RefSeq names its product ceramide kinase (gene CERK). NCBI's taxonomy places the organism in Eukaryota, Metazoa, Chordata, Lepidosauria, Squamata, Lacertidae. The coding region runs from base 1 to 1632 and encodes 543 amino acids. The transcript has 13 exons. Gene Ontology annotation, molecular function: kinase activity. The record is from RefSeq and is a predicted model, not a curated record.
AUGGGCGAGAGUUCCCCCCCUCCGGCUGGCCGGCGCCGGACCCGGCUCGUCUCCUCGCUGGUGCUGGGGCAGCGCGCCUGCGAGGUCGCCCUGGACCCGGAGAGAGGCGCCUUGGAGUGGACGGAGCAGCCGCAGCCGCGCGGGGGGAGAGAGAGCUAUGCUGUGCCCAUAUCUGAGAUUAUUGCUGUCGAGGAAACAGAAAUCGAUAAGAAACAAUCUAAUAGUGGGAAAUGGCAGAAAAUGGCAAAGCCGCAUGCAUUCACAGUGCACUACGCGAAGAGAGUACAUAAUCACCGCUGGCGGUGCAAAGACGUGACCUUCUGGUGCAUUAAUGAGCAACUUUGUAAUCAGUGGAUGCAUGCGCUCAGAGAAUUACUUGAUUUGCAGACCUCUAGACCAAAGCACUUGCUUGUAUAUAUUAAUCCGUACGGUGGGAAAAAACAAGGAGAGAAGAUCUAUGAACAGACGGUAGCUCCAUUGUUUAGCCUAGCCUCCAUUUCAACAGAUGUUAUAGUCACUGAACGCGCUAAUCAUGCAAGGGAUAACUUACUUGAAGUUAAUCUAGAGAAAUACGAUGGUGUUGUUUGUGUUGGUGGGGACGGCAUGUUCAAUGAAGUGAUGCAUGGUUUGAUUGGAAGGACGCAGAAGGAUUCUGGCAUAGAUCAGAAUAACCCCAAAGCACCAUUAGUCCAAUGCAAUAUCAGGAUUGGCAUAAUCCCAGCUGGUUCAACGGACUGCAUUUGCUAUUCAACGGUUGGCAUCAACGAUCCAGUAACUUCAGCCUUGCAUAUCAUUGUGGGAGACACUCAGCCCCUUGAUGUCUCUUCAGUGCAUCACCACAACACGUUACUGAAAUAUUUUGUCUCCCUCUUGGGGUACGGUUUUUACGGCGAUAUAUUAAAAGACAGCGAGGGGAAACGCUGGAUGGGACCCGUCAGAUACGACCUAUCAGGUUUCAAGACCUUUCUCUCUCAUCAUUACUACGAGGGAACAAUAUCCCUUCUACCAGCAUCACACGCCGUGGGGUCUCCGAGAGAUAAGAAGCACUGCAGAAGUGGGUGCCGCGUUUGCAAGCAAAGUAAACAACAGCUGGAGAUAGACCAGAAGAAGAAUGGGGGAGAGAUUAAAGGGGAUGACGAAGGAGAAUGGAAAGUCAUCCGGGGAAAGUUUCUGGCCAUCAACACCGCAAAUAUAAGUUGUGCCUGCCCACGGAGCCCGAAAGGCCUUUCACCAGCUGCUCACUUGGCAGACGGCUCUGCAGACCUCAUUCUGGUUCGCAAAUGCUCCCGAUUCAAUUUCCUAAGGUACCUCAUCAGGCAUACGAACCGGGACGACCAGUUUGACUUCAGCUUUGUGGAGGUUUAUCGGAUCAAGAAGUUUCUGUUCACAUCGAAACAUUUAGAGGAUGGCGACUUCAACGCCGAGAAAAUGCAGAAGAAUCGCUUUGGCCAUUUCUGCAGAGACCACCCUGCUUGCUGCUGCAUUCCUCCCAGCAGCACCUGGAACUGCGACGGAGAGACAUUGGAUUGUUCAACCAUUGAAGUCAUGGUCCACUGCCAACUCAUGAAACUCUUUGCAAGAGGAGUAGAGAAGAACUCCCCACUCGAAGAAAUUCAGAGGCAGCGCUGCUGAGCAAGUUAACUGAAGCCCGUUCUCCAUAAAAGAAAACGAAAAUCAAGCAUCGGAAGGCAACCGCCUGGACAAACAAGCGCCUCAGGCAUGUCAAUAAACGUUUGAAAGCCGUAGACGGUUUUGUGGUAAAGAAUCAAUUUUGGUAAUAGGACCUCUCUGCGAAUGCCUUCGAAGAUUUUAGACUUAAUGCACGUCAGGCUACCGUCUUGUGAAGAAAGUGAGGCUGUGUACACAUCACCUCAAGCAGAGGCGCCAACUUGCGCCCAAGAUUGAGGGGGCCCGGUGUGCUUGCGACAUCAUGCGUGCAUGCGACAUCGCAUCGGCGGGAGGAGGCCGAGUGUGUAGCCCAACAGGGUGCAGCUUCAGUGACUGGCGGCUCCUCUGUUGUGGACAGGACGAGCCGGCCACUGAAGACGUGCCACUCUCGGCUCUGUGCUUGACCUUCUUCGCCUUCCCACAGAUAAUUUUUUGUGGGGUGAAGAAGCCUUGGCCCCGCAGAGUUGGCGCCAGGGACCUCAAACCAGCUCCCCUCGAUUUGAAAACACAAGCCAAGGUUAAGCUGAGGUGCGUCCACUUCCGACAGCUGUUGCGCACCUGCCGGCAGCUUCCUCGACUAGGGGUUUGAGGGGGCUGCGGGUGUGGGGACUCAACCCAGGAAAUGGGGCGCCCCAAACCCCUCUCUGGUCUGCACAGCAAAUGCAGAUGUGACAGCGGGGACAAAGGACCUCACUGCAUUUUAAGCCGCUAUGCGUACAUAGACUUGAGUAUUUGAUACAGAGUGGGGCGAGCGGAGCUUGUCGGAGGCCCCAGGGCGGGAGUCCUGCUAGAAUAAAGUUACUCGACUCAAACA